GUUGAGUCCUUGCACAAGAAUCGUCUGUUGCGGUCUAUCUAUACGGAGCUCUGACGGGCUACCAGGAGGAUAGACUGAGUCAGCAUGGCCCAAACAACACUGGUAGUACUGGCCGUAGUGAUGAUGACGUCACCCGUGCCUCUGCAAGGGUUCUCUACGGUCAACCCAGGCGUCGACCGGAAAACCCGAAAUCCAGAAGUUCACGAGACAACCCAACAUCUUCUCAAUCCGUUCGACCUUCGUCGACCCCCUCCUUCAAGAGAGAGAUGUCCCGCUCACAGCCACAUGGUACAAUGCCGCGACAGGCUGUGUCGUCGCACCUGCACAGACCCCGAGCCCGUGUGCCUGGAGUGCCCGUUGGGCUACUCAUGUGUGUGUGACGAGGGUUACCUCUGGCACAACGGCGUGUGCGUCCCACGACUUAAGUGUGAAGAGACGACAGAGUCUGAGGAACUUCAGCUGGAGAUUAACCAGCUGGCACGUGACCUUCCCCAGACUCUAGAAGAGCUGGGACUGACCAGUGUUGUGCAGCACGUACAGGAGCUCAAGACUAAUGCUACCGAGGUUUCAAGCAGCAGCGGGUGGUGGCGUAGCGCACAUGACUGCCACUGCGGGAGGGAGGCAGAUUUCAACCGGCUGGGCCAACGGGCGUGUGACAGUGAAUGUAACAGCCGUUGUCCUGGCAAUUUGCGCCGGAAGUGCGGUGGGAGGUUCAAAAUGUCCGUGUACAAGAUCGACGCAGUUCCCAGUUGUGAGGACGGGCCUCGGCAGGUUUCUCCCCACUGGUACCAGACUGGCAACACGACCCUGCUGCAGUACCGCGGAGAACCGCAAGACCGUCCCUUCGCCUUCACAACUCCGGCUCUGGAUGGGAAGACUGUACACAUUCAAAGUACACUGGAGAACAUGACGGCAGACAUCCAUGGCUUCCCGAGUCAUUACCCUGCUACCACUGCAGAGGGCAUGCCUGACCUGGUCCCAGACUACACCGCCCUGCUAGCCUCUCUCCAGGCCCCGGGGCUGCGGCUGACGGCAGGGACUAACACGGUGUUGGAGCUGGACCAACACUUCUCCAUCCAGUCCUACCCCUGUAGUCUGGAGUACAACCCUGCUAUAAACGGGCGGGGAAGAAGAGCAGUUACAGUGAGGAUCAUAGUCGUCAGUGAGGAUCCGUAUGAAGUGAUGGUGGAAAUCAUAUGUUAUUGAGUAGCCUGACUAAAUAUCAAACCAAGUUAUAACUAACUUUAUGUCCUACCUGGGCCGCGAUUACGUUCGAUACGGGUGUUCCGGCCCGUGUGAUAACUAGCGGUACGGCCCGGGGUUCUUUACGC
Branchiostoma belcheri (Belcher's lancelet) is the source of this 1331-nucleotide messenger RNA. RefSeq lists its product as uncharacterized. NCBI's taxonomy places the organism in Eukaryota, Metazoa, Chordata, Leptocardii, Amphioxiformes, Branchiostomatidae. The transcript has 6 exons. Bases 85 to 1206 code for a protein of 373 amino acids. The record is from RefSeq and is a predicted model, not a curated record.